AUGAUGAUCGUGCAGCAUACAGAGGCCAUCAUUUUAAUGGAUCCUAUUAUCUAUAAAGCGGCAGAACAAGGCAACCUGAGGGCCUUAGAAAAAAAAUAUGAUAUCUCCCAUCUACUUGAUGAGUUUUUAACCGUUAAUAAAAAUACAAUCCUACAUAUUUGCAUUUCAAGUAUCCUGGUCAAAGAAAAGUUUCCCGCCACUGGAGGAACUGACCUUGCCUCAGCGGUAAAAUUUGUGGAAGAUGUACUGUCCAAGUGUCCAGCAUUUUUAUUGAAAGCCAAUGUGGAAGACGAUACUCCGUUACAUGUUGCGGCAAGGUCUGGGCAUGCUUCGAUCAUUAAAGUUCUGAUUGAUUGUAAAAAAUCCCAACAUCAAGAUCUCGAAAAUGUCGUUGCUACUAAGGAGAUGAUUACUAGGGAGAUGAUUGGAAUGCUGAACAAAAAGGGAGACACGACCUUACAUGAUGCUGUACGUCACAAUCACAUUGAAGUGGUAAAACAGUUACUAAGGGAGGUAGAUCGAGAAUUUUCGUUUGGUGCUAAUGGUGCUGGUGAGACCCCACUUUACUUGGCUGUCGAGAGACACUUUCCAGAUUUGGUAUCUGAAAUUUUGAACACAUUCCAAUCACCAGCUUAUGAUGGCCCCUUGGGUAGAACGGCUUUGCAUGCUGCAACAUUUUCAAAUGAUGCAGGAAUGAUCGAAAACAUUUUGGAAAGAUAUGGUCGCGAUCUAUGUAAACAAACAGACCAAAAAGGUUGGACUCCGCUUCACUUGGCUGCAUACUUGGGUUGCGUUGAGCCAACAAAACUAUUGCUGCAAUAUGGUAGAGAGGUGGCAUAUAUGAAAGAUGCAGAGGGUAGGACAGCUCUUCACAUUGCAGCUCAUCGCAACCAAGAAGGAGUUACAAAAGAGAUUAUAUCAAUGUGUCCUGAUUGUUGCGAAGUGGUUGACAAUGAAGGCCGCAAUGCACUCCAUCUCGCCGUGCACAGCCGCUGGCCAACUGCAGCGCUAAUCAUCCAAAAUAAUCCAUCUUUACGGAAUCUUUUGAAUCAGGCGGACAAUGACGGGAAUACACCUCUCCAUCACUAUUACAAUUCUGUUGGAUACAUGAAGGGUGUCUUGAAUUCUCCAAGAGUUGACGAAAUGGUCUUCAACAAAAAGAACCAGACUGCUUUUCAAAUCUUAAGAAGUAAACGCUUUCCAACCGAUGGUGAUGAGGUAACAUAA
Messenger RNA from Juglans regia (Persian walnut), 1227 nucleotides. Its product is annotated as serine/threonine-protein phosphatase 6 regulatory ankyrin repeat subunit A-like. Gene Ontology annotation, cellular component: plasma membrane. The transcript has 2 exons. Gene Ontology annotation, molecular function: protein phosphatase 1 binding; protein phosphatase regulator activity. The record is from RefSeq and is a predicted model, not a curated record. NCBI's taxonomy places the organism in Eukaryota, Viridiplantae, Streptophyta, Magnoliopsida, Fagales, Juglandaceae. The coding region runs from base 1 to 1227 and encodes 408 amino acids.